Messenger RNA from Alosa alosa (allis shad), 1129 nucleotides. Its product is annotated as hemagglutinin/amebocyte aggregation factor-like. The record is from RefSeq and is a predicted model, not a curated record. The coding region runs from base 481 to 1077 and encodes 198 amino acids. The transcript has 5 exons. Gene Ontology annotation, cellular component: extracellular matrix. Gene Ontology annotation, molecular function: extracellular matrix structural constituent. NCBI's taxonomy places the organism in Eukaryota, Metazoa, Chordata, Actinopteri, Clupeiformes, Clupeidae. Gene Ontology annotation, biological process: collagen fibril organization.
AAUUAUAUGCAAAACUGUCUCCUUCUGGGUUUUUUCCCAGAUUCUGUUUUUUUCCAGUUGUAACAGGGCUUCUUAUCUUGCCACCUGUUACUUGGCCUUGCUGUUACCACCAUUACAUCAUCCAAUUACAUCAUCCUCUCGCUCUCGACCAUCUAGUUCACUGUGAACUUCACCUCGACCAUCUAGCCAGGUGUCACUGUGAACUCCUUCACCCCCUCGACCAUCCAGCCAGGUGUCACUGUGAACUCCCUCACCCCACUCCUUGACUGCUGGUCUGGUCUGUUUAAGAUGUGUACAGGCCUUGAAGUCUCAUAAUAAUUACAGUAAUAUCAAAGUUUAUAAAAACCAUACAUGCAUCCGUUAAGUCAUAGAAAUCCACCACAGUAUGAUAAGAAUACAUCGAUACAGGUUAAUACAGGUUUAAUCAUUAAGUAAAUACUGACUCAGAUAAACACCUGCAGAGUUCCAAAUGAUAUUGCAAUGCAAUGUGACUGCAUGGCCUAUAAAAGGCCCAUGAAGAAGUUGUUGAUACACUACAACAAUCUCGGUGCAGCCAUGAAGAAGGUUCAUCUCCUCUUUUUGCUUCUUGCCUCUGUCCUGGUUAAGGCCAAAGAUUUGCGCUGGGUGAAUUCUUACGAUGAGCGUUUUCAUUUUGCCUGUCCCACCGGCCAGUCCAUUUAUCACAUCAUUAGUCAACACAAGAAUGAACAUGAAGACCGGCUUUGGAAUUUUUCGUGCAAAUACACUUUGACAUCUGUCUCAGGCUGUUUAAGUUACUAUGAUGUGAAUGAUUUUGAUGACGAUCUAAACUUCCAGUGCCCUUAUCACAAAGUGAUUACAGAGAUUGGCAGUUAUCAUGACAAUCAUCAUGAGGACAGAAGAUGGUCUUUCACGUGCUGUGGAGGAGGCGGCUACUGCACUGGUAGCUGCUCUUGGACUAGUUAUCAGAACAAUUUUGAUGGUCCCCUGGAUUACAUUGUUCCCUCAGGUUAUUACCUAGUUGGGGCCUCCAGCUACCAUGAGAACAAGCAUGAGGAUAGACGCUGGCAGUUUUUGAUCUGUUCUAGCGGCUGCUAGUGCCUUCCUUCAUUCUGAGAAAAUAAAGACUUUUAGCUAGUUCUGCAUUAAA